Colletotrichum siamense is the source of this 2913-nucleotide messenger RNA. RefSeq lists its product as uncharacterized. NCBI's taxonomy places the organism in Eukaryota, Fungi, Ascomycota, Sordariomycetes, Glomerellales, Glomerellaceae. The record is from RefSeq and is a predicted model, not a curated record. Gene Ontology annotation, molecular function: protein binding. The coding region runs from base 1 to 2913 and encodes 970 amino acids. The transcript has a single exon.
AUGGCAAACCUCGGUCGACUCCCCCCGGAGUUGAAGAUCGCCAUCGUCGAUGUCCUAUUCGACCAGGGUUCGCCAAGUGAAGAUUUCAAAUACCGGGACACCGUCAUCAGUGCACUCGCGGCCCUCUCACUUGCCGAUCGCUUCUUCAACUUAGUUGCGGAACCGAAGCUCUACAACCUCGGGGUUUUGCGACAUCCCUACCUUCUUUGCUGGGCCACAGACGUUGGUUAUCUUAAUGUCAUGAGGAAGAUUUUAUCCGUGUCCAACUUUCACGCCAACGCCGGCGUCAUUCGCUACCGCCCUCAGGAUGGAUACAAGGAAUGGAAUCAAGACACCGAGUCCGCCAAGCAACGUUUUGAUCAGCAAUACCGAAGAGAUGGUGAGAUAUUUCAGCUUCGGUCUGAUUGGCUCAACAAGGGUGAUUUCGGCGAGUGCCAAGACUUAAUCGCGGAUUACAUUGAUGACGAGCAGCAGGAGGAGGAGGAUGACGACGACGAUGAUGAUGAUGAAGAUGGUGUUGAUUGGGCCUUGUGGAAGAGAUUUGACGCCGAAGUAUUCGGAGUUGUCAGAUGGCUAGAUUACGACCUCGACCAUCUCGACAUCUUGAAGGAGCCAAAGGCCGUCUAUUGGUUUCCGGUUCACAUCGCCGCGCGACAAGGAAACUUUGAAGCCCUCGUUCUUCUUGUUGAGUCUGGAGCCCUUCUCAACAUUUCUUCAAAAGGCUUUUGUGUUCAUGCGUCGGAUCCGAAGAAUCAAAAUUGUCUCCACUUCCCCGACUGGACAGACGAUUUCGACCCGACUGUGAUGUAUCCGGCUUGGACACCUUACCACAUUGCCUUAUGCCACGGACACCAAGGGGUAGCUUACUUUAUUCUCGAAAUAUGCCCCCAUAUCAGCGAGCGACUCUUAUUCGAGGGAGACGGAAUCACUCGACCAAUUCCUAAGUUCAUCACAGCUAUGCGGCACUCCUACCCAGAGUUUGCGGAGCUCUGCCUCGAGCGUGAGCUUGACGACAUUGAGGAGACUCACCCAGAUGUCUUCGACGGAACCCUGGUGUGGAGAGCCUUCUGGGAGUUGGAAAACUUCGAACUCGCUCUGGAGAUACUGCUGCGUCAUGGGGCUGACCUGGAACACGAUUUGGGAGAAGGACACACUCUACUCGUCGAAGCCUGCUAUCAUUACCAUUACCGAGAAGCCCUCGCCUUAAUCGAAGCCGGAGCCCGUGCCGACAUCUUCCUCCAUGAACCUGGGUCCAAUACGAACCUGGAAGAGGCCAUGAGAGGGUGCAGUGAUCACUCUCUUAAUGCAAACAGCGUGCUCGACCUAUGUUGCAGGGUACAGCCGUUCUGGGUGGAGAAAGUUCCCGCCAGCCUUCCAUCUUCCGAUGCAGCCCUAGCGGUUGUCAGUCAUGUUAUCGACUUUGGUGUCGACAAUGUCACCAAGAACACCGCUGUUCUCUUCUCUUCUUCAUUGCAUCGGGUGGAUAUUCUCGAUUUCCUUCUCAAGUCGGGCGGCGAUCUUCACGAUCCAGAUGCCGACAGUUUGAGUGCGUUGACCCACGCGGCAAGCCGGAUUUCCAGAACACCGAGCCCUCAAGGGGAACUGGAGGCAUGGUCGGCAAGUUUGGUACCGACAAUCUCAAUCAUUCUGAACCACGCAAAGAAAAUAGGACGACAUUUGGAAGGCGGCGUGGAUGCAGCCGAAACGUUACUAAAGCCUUGUGUGCUUUUCCGAGGCGAUGAAACAAUCUUACCGUCGAUUACGGACGGGGUCCUCCUUUUAAUUUCAGAGGGUUUGGUGGAUGUCAACCAUUGCAUCGAAAGCGAAACGCUCAUCAUGAAAGCAAUGCAAAUGGGGUGCUACCAAUUUGCCCGCGGCCUGCUUGAACGCGGGACCCAUGUUGUGUUGGAUGUGGCGAACAAGCGUGACGAUUUAGCCAAGUUGUGGAUUAUGGCAUUCGAAGGCUGGCAUGUCGAUGACGAGCUCAACAACAAGAUGUACCGGUUGCUCGUGGACAUUGACUCUACUUGCCGCAUUCUCAAAGAGCCAUACUUUCUCGCGACCGCCAUAUCGUUGGGUGCGCGUACAGUUGUGGAGCAAAUGGAACCAAAUGUCCAUCUCGACAAGGACUGGGUGAACAUGAAAAGCGACCUCUAUCACGUCAAGAACUUGAACAACUGCGACUUCUUUUCUGAACAAAUCAGUUACGAUGGCUGGAGCUUGCUUCACUUUGCUGCGCAUCACGGCUACCUCCAGAUUUGUCGACGCCUGGUAGCCAUGAAGGCUGCAACUCAUAUCCCCGCAAGCGACGGGGAAACGCCAUUGAGCAUCGUCAUCAGAACCGGAUACAGGCAGGAGUCGAAAACCAUUCUUGAGCUUCUCAUGGCAGGGAAGAAAAAGUUGGAUCCAGAUACAGCGGUUCAAUAUCGUCUAAUUGCAGAAAGGGUGAUCAACACCGGUGGACAGUGGGACGAUGCUCGAGAAAUCUUGGCAAUCUGUCCCAAGAUAAGUAGCGGUGGCCCUCUGCUCCUUCACGCCUUCAUUCGUCACUGCUUUUCCUACUUGGAGAGAGAUGAUUGGUGGUUAGACGGGGACAUUAUUCGUGGCGGUGUCAAUGUCAACGCCAUUGACGAGAACGGAAACACGCCACUGGGAUACCUUCUCGUGCUCAUAAUCAACGCCAGAAAAGACCGCGUCUACUGUCCCUUUAUCGAUAGUUGGGCUCCUGGCAUUUUGACAACUCUCAUCAUGGCAGGGGCCAAGCCGAGCAUUCGGAAUUGCGAAGGACAGAGCGUGUUGGAACUGCUGGGCAUUGUCAGGGAUUGGAAGAGUGGUGAGUGGUGGGUUUCUCGGAAAUUGAGGACCAGCCUCCUCUAUCAGGUCAUGCUCUAUCGCCAGAGUAUUGGAAUGUGA